Messenger RNA from Osmerus eperlanus (European smelt), 1608 nucleotides. Its product is annotated as fibroblast growth factor 12-like. Gene Ontology annotation, molecular function: sodium channel regulator activity; growth factor activity. The coding region runs from base 967 to 1608 and encodes 213 amino acids. Gene Ontology annotation, biological process: regulation of voltage-gated sodium channel activity. Gene Ontology annotation, cellular component: nucleus; cytoplasm. The record is from RefSeq and is a predicted model, not a curated record. The transcript has 5 exons. Lineage: Eukaryota; Metazoa; Chordata; Actinopteri; Osmeriformes; Osmeridae.
AGAAAGAGCGAGCGAGAAGGAGAUAGAGAGAAAGCUCAUUCACAGCUGUUUGUCGGCUCGUACAGACAAGAAAACUCAAAGCACCGGACUCUGGUCGGUUUAUAUAAUUUUUUUUGUGAAGACUAUAAAAUAAUUAUUAACUGCACCUAGCUGCUUCGUCACCAUGUUGCUACCGCAUUUAUCCCCGUGAUACACCGGCCACAGACGUUGCAGGUCGGCGGGGCUGGUUACCGCGCUGCUGCACGGGCACAGAUGCCACGAGUCCUGAAGAGCGCGAGGGCCAUCAGAUAACCGGCUUGUUACCGACGAGUCAUCUGUUUUGUCGCCUGUGAUUUGGGAUUCUAUGUCGGAUUAAAAGUGUCGAAGCUCCGUAUCCACGCUUACUGAGGUUGUAUGACCCCCCCCCCCCCCCCCCCCCCCACAAUAAUUUAAACAACUGCGCGUUUGACGGGCAGGUGUCCGUUUGUCUGUGGAGAGCCAGUCACGGACAACCCCGGUCUGCGAGGAUCAUACCACGCGGACGGGCGCGCUGUGAGACGCGGCGGCGCUGUCCACCUGGAAUACCUGAAGCACGCGCGCACGCUCCCUCGGCAGAGGAACCAACUCGUGUUGCACUGUUGAACGUUCCUAGGUUUGCUGUAUUUUUUGUGUUGCUUUUAGUAACGACAGAUGCUUUUUGAGAUAACAGCCAUUGUCCGUUAGAUGUGCUGCCUGUCAGGACCUCGCGGCUACCUGCUGUCGUUACCCCGGAGGAGGCUCUCUGCGGAGCAACGAUGCGCGCGGUAGAUUUUCUAAAGGGAACAGAAUGACAUUUGGCUGACGCUCAUCCUGGACCAAAUUAGAGUCGUUUGGGAUUUAAGGUUGUUUUACAUUUAUUUAUUUCCUAAUAUAUUUGCGCAAAGAAGCCGCACUACUCCUGUCUGACGGCACCGGGAUUGUGGUCGGUUCGGCUCGCCCGCGGGGGAGAUGGCUGCAAUCGCCAGCUCCCUGAUCCGUCAGAAACGCCAGGCGCGAGAGUCGAACAGUGACAGAGUCUCCACUUCUAAACGGCGCCCGAGCCCCAGCAAGGACCCGCGCUCCAUAUGUGAGCGCCAUUUCUUAGGGGUCUUCAGCAAAGUCCGUUUCUGCAGUGGGAAGAAAAGACCCGUUCGGCGGCGACCAGACGCGCCCUCCAGCGCUCCCCUGGUCCCCCGUAAGGGCUGCAGGCUAGAGCCUCAGCUGAAGGGUAUAGUCACCAGACUGUUCAGCCAGCAGGGAUAUUACCUCCAGAUGCAGGCAGACGGGACCAUCGAUGGCAGCAAGGACGAUAACACAGACACCACUAUGUUUAACCUGAUCCCCGUGGGGCUGAGAGUGGUGGCCAUCCAGGGUGUGAAGGCAGGACUCUACAUCGGCAUGAACGGAGAGGGCUUCCUCUACAGCUCAGUAAGACUCUGGACCCUCUGCCUGUGUGUGUGUGUGUGUGUGUGGUAUGGACAUCUCAGCAGAGGUGCAGUGGUUCAGAUCUCACCCCUGAUGGGUACAUCUCAGCAGAGGUGCAGUGGUUCAGAUCUCACCCCUGAUGGGUACAUCUCAGCAGAGGUGCAGUGGUUCAGAUCUCACCCCUGA